AUGAAUGCUUUCCCUCUGGAUGGCGCGGGGCAGUUUUCUUCCUUCGCACCAGGCCAGCCCACUUCAGCCCCAAAGAAGGGUAGGACACGACAGUCCGGUACGGCAUGGACUCGCUCAGGAUGUAUAACUUGCAAGAAGCGACGCAAGGCCUGUGAUAAGGCCAAGCCAAGUUGCAACAACUGUUUUAAGCAAGGCCGGGCAUGCGAGGGCUAUGGCUCUAUGUGGGUAGAGCCACUUGGUCCAUCAGCGCCGAUAUUUGUACAAACCGAAUCAUCUAAACGUCGGAGACUUAGUGGGACGUCCCCGUCUCAGUUGCCUUCGCCUGCGCCGUCACCAUCCUCAGAUACUUGGCUUGAGACCCGUCCAUCUCCUAGGUCAGAGAAUUUCUUGAGUUGGACUGGAUCCAAUUCUCCUCAGGAUCAUAGACUUCUUGAAUCUUCCCAUAGUCCUGCCGGGGAACCCGAAGAACACCGUUCUAGCCAGGAUCUUGAUCUGUGUGACUCUGUCGAGGUGACCCCGCAGCCUCAAGGAUACAUCAGUCAUCUCUCAACCCAUGAGACUCACUACCUUCAAUAUCACAUGGAGCAAGGAUCCCGGCUGCUAGCAAACCUCGAGAGCGAUGAUAAUCCCCUGCGAUCAAUGUUGAUUCCUAGGGCGAUGUCGUCGCCUCUACUGAUGAAGGCUUUAUGCGCCAUCUCUGCCCUUCACUUAGCGAAUCGCUCCCAAGGGUUUGGAGCACAGACAGCUGCUAUGAAGUAUUAUACUGGAACACUCAACGGGCUCCGUGCAGCAUUGGACCAGUGUUCAAUGGAGGUACUCCCUGAUGAUGCUUUGCUAACAGUCGGUCUACUAUGCAAAUACGAGGUAGUGCGUGGCAGUGUUCAACAAUGGGUUGUUCAUCUUAACGCGCUGCAAUGCUUGAUCGUUUCCCGCGGAGGAUUUGCUUCAAUGGAUCGAGAUGCCGCCGAGUUCCUGCGUGGAUUAUUCGUCUAUGCCUACAACAUGGCCCGAAUCAUCAAGCGUAAUCGCAUUUCUGCGGAUAUCGUUGUCGACAGUGAUAUUGGUAUCCCCAAACUUGAUAUAUAUAUCGGGUAUACUGAGGAAAUCCUUAAGCUCUGUGUACGGAUCGCAGAACUGCCUUCCAUUCAAAGCGAUACAUUGGCUCUCCGACUCAGUGUUGCAUCCAUAAACGAGUCGCUCGUCACUUGGUCUCACACUUUCACUCCUCACAUAAUCCCACCAGGGACAUCGCCAACAACCCUAACCCGGCUGCGACUUGUAGCAGAAUGUUUCCGCGAUGCAGGAUUUAUCUAUCUUCACUCAAUCAUGGAACGCAUCAGCAGAAACUAUUCGGAUGCCUCUCUGUCUACCAACUCUGGUACCAUCGCCAAUUCCCAGACAGCAGAGUAUCCUUCUCUCUCAACGUCCGAUUGGCUUCCGCUGAUCUCCACGCCGAAGAGCACCGCCUUAUACCGCUGUCUUUCCCGCAUUGGAGCCUUUCCGCUGGGCGAGCAUUGCGAGUACUCGGCGCUCACGUUCCCGCUGUUUAUCGCGGGAUGUGAGACUGACAACGUGACACAUAGAGAAGUUGUACUUCAAUCUCUGGGCAAGCUACAAGAUAACUUUGGGAUUGGAAAUGUUCGACGGGCGAAGGAAUUGUUGAGGAUUUUGUGGGCGAGGCAGGACGCCAGUCUUGAAGCCAAGAUUCUUGGGGGAAAUCGUCGGGAAAAGGUACAUUGGUUGGACAUCAUCGAGGAGCUGGGUUGGGAAUUGAUCCUUGCAUAG
Penicillium paradoxum is the source of this 1785-nucleotide messenger RNA. Its product is annotated as Zn(II)2Cys6 transcription factor. The transcript has 4 exons. Bases 1 to 1785 code for a protein of 594 amino acids. Gene Ontology annotation, biological process: positive regulation of transcription by RNA polymerase II. Gene Ontology annotation, molecular function: transcription cis-regulatory region binding; DNA-binding transcription factor activity, RNA polymerase II-specific; zinc ion binding. The record is from RefSeq and is a predicted model, not a curated record. Gene Ontology annotation, cellular component: nucleus. Lineage: Eukaryota; Fungi; Ascomycota; Eurotiomycetes; Eurotiales; Aspergillaceae.